Messenger RNA from Fonsecaea erecta, 2202 nucleotides. RefSeq lists its product as hypothetical. NCBI's taxonomy places the organism in Eukaryota, Fungi, Ascomycota, Eurotiomycetes, Chaetothyriales, Herpotrichiellaceae. The record is from RefSeq and is a predicted model, not a curated record. The coding region runs from base 1 to 2202 and encodes 733 amino acids. The transcript is spliced from 7 exons. Gene Ontology annotation, cellular component: chromatin. Gene Ontology annotation, biological process: regulation of transcription by RNA polymerase II; DNA-templated transcription. Gene Ontology annotation, molecular function: zinc ion binding; RNA polymerase II cis-regulatory region sequence-specific DNA binding; DNA-binding transcription factor activity, RNA polymerase II-specific.
AUGGAAAACUUCCACGAUUUGAUCAGAAACCAGGCGCUCCUGUCUUCAGCCUGUAUGAAGCAAUCAGCAACUCCUACCGGCGCGUCUGGCACUCCAGAGAAGCGCUAUCGUUGCAAGGACUGCGGCCAAAGCUUCUCUCGUGCUGAACACCUGAAGCGCCAUCAAACCCGACAUACCGGAGCGAAACCAUUCUCCUGUGUCUUCUGCUCUCGAGACUUCUCGCGCAAGUACGAUAUUCGUGACUUCUGUAUACCUCAAAGUCUUGCUGCUGACGCCGGAGAAGGGAUCGCCUUCAAACGCAUUACAGCCACUGUCAACGGCGUGGGGACAGAGAUGUUCCCAACUCGAUUCCUAAAGGCCGACGACCGCAUGCCUGUUGCAUUUCCUCUAAAAUCCGGUGUGACGGAGGCAGCCCUUGUGCACCGUGUAAGAAGAAACAAGUACAAUGUCGCCAAAAACAUACUGUGCGAGAAAAGUCGAGUAGUAGCAGAAAGACUGGGUCCCCUAGGCGACCGCGUGUCCAUCCAAGCGCUCCUGAACGGCGGCACCGACACAUUCACAGAGACCUUCAAUCUGCCGCCCUGCGACGAUCGGCAAAGAGGUUUGCAGUUCCAUCAACAAAAUGAGGAAGGGGAGGAUGAGGAAAAUGAUGAUGUUGAGCCAAAAUCAGAAGACGAAAGUCCAGCUGCUUUCGACUUCUCCGGGAUGUUUCAGACACCUAUGGGGAUUGACGAUCAGUAUCUGGAUUUUUGGACAGGGCCUUUCGGAAUGAUUCACUCCCCCUCAUAUACUGAUUUGCAGCUGGAACUUUACGACCCGGCGAUGAUAUCGCCCGAGGCUCAGAUUGGCUCCACACCCUCCAGCUCGACACAGCAGCCUUUGGAUCAGGCGCAGUAUAUUUCAGCACUGAAUAUGGCCAUCUACAACAAGCUAUGGUGCCUUGCCUUGGAUGAAAAGUCUCGUCAGGAACUGACCGCGUGCCUGAAUUUCCUUUUGACCUCGGAGAAGAUCCGCAAGUUCAUCUCGCUUUACUUCCGUAAUUGGCACCUGAACUGCCCCAUCAUUCAUCGGCCGUCCUUUGAUCCUUCCAAAGUCCCAGUUGGCUUGGUCAUCAGCGUGGUCUUUAUUGGGGCCAUGUAUUCAAAAGAUCAGACAGAAAGGCUUGCCGCAAAGAGACUAGUCGAUGUUGCGGAAUUGGUGGUGUUCGAUUCGGAAAUUUUCUCCUCCGAGAUUGAAGUCACUCGAUCUAUCCAAGGCGACUCGCUGCCGACACCUUCAGACUCGCUUCAACAGGACCGUGACUGGGAGAUUUUCCAAGAGCUUCAGGCUGGCUAUUUGAUGGUCGUUGCCCAGUAUUGGGGCGGCUCACGAGGGUCUAAACGAAGAGCCAUGCAAUCCCGGCUCGGAGAUGUCAUCAAUGUUGCACGGAGCAUGCAGCUGCACCAUGCACGUCAUCGGCCGUCCGAUCGCAUCUCAGAAGUUGCUUGGCUACAAAAGGAGACGAAGAUCCGAACAAUAUCAGUCAUUGCAUUACUUGACUGCGCUAUGAGAAUUUAUUCAAACUAUCCUUGCCGCAUAACCCUCGGCGAGCUUGACAAUGACCUUCCCUGCAAAGAAGCCAUCUUCAGCUCACGGCACCCCUUUAUGCAGGACGAUUCUAUCUUUGCACCAAGGUUGACAAUGUCUCAAGCCUUUGCUCUCCUCUUUGAUGGAAAAGCAAAGACUUCUGACUCAACGACCGCGUCACAGACAGAUCCAUCUGAAAAUGGAACGUCCUUGGAAGAGACAGAUGGCAGUUGCGAUCUCACUAUAUUUGAUUUGUUCAUUCUCAUCCACUUUCUGUACACAUACGUACAUUCCUGUGUAAUGACGAUGUCACUCAACCUACCUACGACAAACUUCGGUCGCCGGAUCAACGGGGGAAAGUCUUCUAGUUUUGCAAUGGGCCCAAUGGCCCAAGAGAUCAAGGGCGCUCUGGAAAGGUGGCGCCAACUGUGGGAAGUCAUUCGCUCACAAACUUCAGAUAAAUCCCUGAAAGCUGAGGGCAUGUACAGAAAUGCGCUUCAUUUCUGGGUCGUCCUUCAAUUCAUCAUGGCCAAAGAGGAAGCAGUCGAUGUUAUCACCAGCAUGGAAGUCAACUGCGAUGACGCGCUAACGAAGCUCAAAGUCCUUUUUCAGAACGAUAACGAGCAAGAACUGUAA